CCUCAGUUUGAAAAUCACUUCCGUUUCCAAAAGUGAAAAUGUCACAAAUAUGUGUGAUCGUGAAAUGGAGCGGUACAGAGUACAAAAUAGAAGACACAAGUAGCACAGAUACUGUCUUAGAUCUCAAACAUGCUAUUAGAAAGCAAACCGGCGUAUUACCAGAGCGACAGAAGCUGUUAGGGCUAAAAUACAAAGGAAAAGUGCCAGAUGAUGAUGUUGAACUGUCCCUGCUAAAGAUGAAACCUAACACAAAGAUCAUGAUGAUGGGUACAAGAGAGGAGGCAUUGGCUGAUGUUAUAGAACCUCCCAAAGACUUACCAGAUGUUGUCAAUGACUUCGAUAUUGAAGAAGAUGAAAUACUUGUAGAAAACAGAGAGGAGUACCUGACUAAAGUUGAUAGACGAAUAAAGGACUAUGAAGUAAAGAUCUUGAAUGAACCAAGAGAAGGAAAGAAUCUCCUUGUAUUAGAUAUUGACUAUACAAUAUUUGACCACAGAUCUGUAGCUGAGACAGGACGGGAGUUGAUGAGGCCUUAUCUACAUGAGUUUCUCACUGCUGCAUAUGAAGAUUAUGACAUAGUGAUCUGGUCUGCUACAGGGAUGAAAUGGAUAGAAGCAAAAAUGAAGGAACUAGGUGUCUCAUCUAAUACAAACUACAAACUGAGUUUCAUGCUGGACAGUAGUGCAAUGAUCACUGUACAUACACCCAAAUAUGGAGUUAUAGAGGUAAAACCACUUGGUGUAAUAUGGGGAAAGUUUCCACAGUACAGUCCCAAAAAUACCAUAAUGUUUGAUGAUAUAAGGCGUAACUUCAUUAUGAACCCCCAGUCAGGAUUAAAGAUCCGACCAUUCAAACAGGCUCAUAGUAACAGAGAUACAGACAGAGAACUUGUUAAGCUCUCUAAGUAUCUCAGUGAUAUAGCAACAUUAGAUGAUUUUACUAUACUCAAUCAUAGGAAAUGGGAAAGAUACAAGCCUCACAAGCAAAAGCGCACAUCAGAUAAACCUUCCUCAUCCAGUACAGACACACCAACUAGUGAGCCUACUUGAAACUAACUGAACAAGUUAUGGAUCUCGAUAUAUGCAAUUUGCAAUGGUUCACAAUCAUGUUGACCUUGUAGCACUGAACAUUGUACAAUUGAACAAUAUGUAAGAACAAUCUGCUAAUGAAGUUUGUUUAAUCGAACAAUAAUUGCAAUUCACUUUUGGUUGUGACACUUUAAUUGAUAAAAGUUAAAAAUAUCAAAGAAAACUUAUGAAAAAAACUUGUUUUUCAAAUUCAUUUAUACUGCUGCAGGUUCCGGUUUGAUUAUUAACUAUGAAAACUAGGCUAC
Messenger RNA from Owenia fusiformis, 1333 nucleotides. The record is from the annotation of a GenBank genome assembly. Lineage: Eukaryota; Metazoa; Annelida; Polychaeta; Sabellida; Oweniidae.